Molecule: messenger RNA, 1259 nt
Organism: Lolium rigidum
Lineage: Eukaryota; Viridiplantae; Streptophyta; Magnoliopsida; Poales; Poaceae
Product: protein DMP5-like
Exons: 4
Coding region: 1-1053 (350 amino acids)
Biological process (GO): endomembrane system organization
Source: RefSeq, a predicted model, not a curated record
AUGGCGGCGAUGACCGCGGGACGUGGUUCUGGCCAUCGUUGUGGCGAGCUCCCGCGCGUCCUGUGGAGGAGACGAAGACGAGUUCGUCGUCUUCGCUCUUAUCCGAGCAAAACGGUAAGUGGGCUGGUCUGGGCCGAGGUGCUGGGCUGCUGCUGGGCUCUGGUGCUGGGCUGCACCGUGGUUGCUCGACCAGUGCUCCCGGAGGCUUCCAUUGAUGCUCUCAAAGAGCAGCUCGCCAACGCCCAACGCCUCUUCCCGGACUCCCAGACUUAUGCUGUCAAGAAGGUUAACGCGCGCCGCCCUAGCCAGAGCCAAGCGAGUCUCGCCGUGCCAUGGACGCCCAACGACCACCUGGUCGCGCUUAAUGCGCGGGUGUCUCAUAUGCGCGCCAUUGACCGCAACUUAUCUGAUAUCCCUGAUGUAGCUUCCCAGCUCUACAGGACUCUCUGGCCUGGCGAGGUGGUGCCGGACACUUUCUCUCUGAUCACCACCGUGACAGACAAGGCCAUGUCAAGCGCCGCGAACCUCGCACAACUCCUGCCGACCGGCACCGUGCUCGCGUUCCAGGCGCUGGCUCCCUCCUUCACCAACCACGGCAAGUGCGAGGAGACCCCCACGAACCAGUGGCUCACCGCAGCUUUAGUCAUUGUUCUCGCCGCCUCAUCUCUCGUCUUCUCCUUCACGGACAGCGUCGUCGGCCGUGACCAGAAGCUCUACUAUGGCGUCGCCACGCCGCGCGGCUUCAACGUCUUCAACUUCUCCAGCGAGGAGGAGAAGCAGCUGUGGGAUCCCGCCGAGUUCCGGAGGCUGCGCAUCCGGCCGCUGGACUACAUGCACGCUGUCUUCACGGCCCUGGUUUUCCUCGCCGUGGCGUUCAGCGACGUGGGGCUGCAAAACUGCUUCUUUCCUAACGCCGGUAGGAAUACCGAGGAGUUGCUCAAGAACCUGCCACUGGGCAUGGCGUUUUUAUCGAGCUUCGUGUUCAUGGUCUUCCCAACAAAAAGGAAGGGUAUCGGCUACAGCGACACUGCCUCUCCGAAGAAGGUCCCUUAGUAGUGUUUAGACCAUCUUUUCUAACUGUUAAAUUAGAAUGUAUCGUUCCUUUUGGAAAGUAAUAUACUUGUGUAUUGGUUAGUUAUACUUUUUUAGGUAAAAGUGUAUUGGAUAUAAUAUAAUGUAUUCGACAGUUUAGCUGGACACACUACAGCAAAACGAUUCUUUGCCUGGUAUCAAAAAUAUUCAGCAAAAGGCAAAAAUUA